Molecule: messenger RNA, 2526 nt
Organism: Sinocyclocheilus grahami
Lineage: Eukaryota; Metazoa; Chordata; Actinopteri; Cypriniformes; Cyprinidae
Product: transient receptor potential cation channel subfamily V member 3-like
Biological process (GO): calcium ion transmembrane transport
Cellular component (GO): membrane
Molecular function (GO): protein binding; calcium channel activity
Source: RefSeq, a predicted model, not a curated record
AUGCUUCUGAAGAGCGGAGCCGAUGUGAACGCAGAGCAAGAGAACGGCUGGUCGCCGCUGCUGUUGGCUGCAGAGCAGGGUCACACAGAGGUCGUGAAGAUCCUGCUGCAGAACAAUGCCAGAGUGGACGUGUUUGAUGAGGCUAACGGUUUGUGUCCGCCUGCUGGCGGUCAUACGGAGGUGGUGAAAGUUCUUCUGGACGCUGGAGCAUCAGUGACGGAGGAGGACGCCGAGGGCAUGACACCCAUACAUUUGGCUGCCAAGAAUGGACACACUCAUAUUCUGGAGGUGCUGAAAGGCAGCGUUUCACUGAAGAUCCAGAGCUCCAAGAUGGGUUUAACGGCUCUGCAUGUGGCAGCCUGUUUCGGACAGGUGGACUUUGUGAGAGAAAUCCUGAAUGAAGUUCCAGCUACAAUACGCAGUGAAUUUCCCACCAACAGCAGCGACAUGAAGAGACAACUGCCGUUAGCUGAGUCAGGUUACACUCCUCUGCACCUGGCGGCUCAGUCCGGUCAUGAGAACAUGGUUCGCUUGUUGCUGAAUUCUCCUGGUGUUCAGGCCGAUGCUGAGACAAACAUUCAGGGCUCCAGUCCUCUGCACCUGGCGGCUCAGAGCGGACACACGGCUGUGGUCGGGCUGCUGCUCAGCCGCUCUGGAUCUCUGCUGCACCUGAUCGACAAACGUGGAUGUACCUGUCUGCAUCUGGCCGCCACACACGGACACGUGGCCAUGGUGAGAGUCCUGCUGGGACAGGGAGCGGAGAUCAACCACACGGACAUGAGUGGCUGGACACCGCUGCAUUACGCGGCUAAAGCCGGCUGUCUGGAGGUGGUGUCGUUCCUGGUGGAGAGCGGAGCAUUGGCGUGUGUCAAAUGUCAUGCCGGACGGACGCCGCUGCAGUACGCCGCUCAGGAGAACCACGAGAAAACUGUCAUCUUCCUGCUCAGACGAGAGAAGAACACACUCCUCACAAGAAGCCGGCUGUCUGGAGGUGGUGUCGUUCCUGGUGGAGAGUGGAGCAUUGACGUGUGUCGAAUGUCAUGCCGGACGGACGCCGCUGCAGUACGCCGCUCAGGAGAACCACGAGAAAACUGUCAUCUUCCUGCUCAGACGAGAGAAGAACACACUCCUGACAAGAAGGUCAGACUCACUGAUAUGCUCUUCAACACUAUCCCAAUCGAGAAGUUCAUGAGUCACCUGGUGUCGCACAUCUUCCUGUUGGCCCUGUUCAUCCUGACGAUUGUGUAUCCGCCCAUGAGUCCUCUGUCUGAGGGCCGUCUGGUGCCCGGCUGGUCGGAGUGUCUGUUGCUGAUCUGGCUCUGUGGGAUGCUGGUGUCCGAGCUGACCAUCCCAGGUGAGCGUGCUGGUUUAGCGUGGAUUCGUCUUCUUCUCCUGGGUUUUUCCGCCGUGGCUCUGCUGUGCCACCUGCUCGCGGUUUUCACCCAAUGGUGGCCACCGGCGCACCUGCACUGCCUGUUCGCCCGGAACGUCCUGCUGGCCAUGGCGAUGACACUGGGAUUCAUCCAACUACUGGAGUUCCUCACGUUCCAUCACUUAUUCGGCCCGUGGGCCGUAAUCAUCCGAGACUUGAUGAAGGAUCUGUCUUGGUUCGCUGUGAUCCUCAUGUUGUUCCACACUGCCUUCACGCUGAGUCUCACCGCUUUGUGUCAGCCGCUGUAUCCACAAGAUUGGGACAACAGCACCGGUAACGCCACGCAAGUGACCAUUCCGGGUCCUUUAAACAUGUCUGUGCUGCUCUUCUUCGCUUUGUUUGGUUUAACCGAACCGGAUAAAAUUCCCGAAGUGGAGCAUUCGCCUGCUGCCACGGCUGUUUUGGCUAAAAUGGUAUUUGGUGUGUAUCUGGUGGUGACGUCCAUCAUGUUGAUCAACCUCCUCAUCGCCAUGAUGAGCGACACAUACCAGCGCAUCCAGGCUCAGUCCGACACGGAGUGGAAGUUUGGCCGCGCCGUUCUGAUCCACGAUAUGAGCCGCAAGUCUGGAAUUCCGUCUCCGUUCAACCUGUUCACCAACCUGUUCUACUCCAUCAAGGUUCUCUGCAGACGUGCAGGUAGGAUCUGCUCUGUGGAGUGUCAUAAUGUGAAGAAUGAGGAUGAAGACACUGAAGGUUUGACAGACUCGCGUUCUCUAGAGCUGCUGGCUCAUGCGUCUGUCAGCUUAAUUAAUUCAAUCGCGUUGUGUUACUGUGCAGGCGGUCAGAUUGCGAUGUCCAUGUCUGGAGGACAGGUGCGCGUGGAGAACGUUGUGGAUUGGCCAUCUGUGGUCCAGCAGUUUUUAGCCCAGCGCAGACAGAGGGACAGAUCACCGCCGGAGAGAGACGAAUGAAUGACCGACCGUUUUCACCAUGACAGAUGAAUUUGCACUGCCUAUUAACAUCAGUCCAGCCACCUGAGCCGAGCCCACAUCACUUCAACUUCCUGUUUAACACCGUUAGCUUUAGCGUAUCACAGCAUGUGCCUUUAGCUGAUAUACACUCCUCACUAGUCACUUUAAAGGGGUCAUAUGAUG